CUAUAUUAGAGCAUGGGAAAGCUAUAGGUUAUUCUGCUCAUUUGGAGCUCCAUAGUGAUUUUCUCUUCUGAAGAGCUUACUGUUUAAUUCAACACUGUCUGCUUACAAGCAGAACAGCAAAAACAAAAAAAGCCUGCCAAUUCCUCUAUACUGUGCAGGUCAGGGUGUCAUGGAUCUUAGGAGAGUGAAAAAACUUCAGGCCCUGGUGCAUUUAUACAGACAGGAUCCAGCCUUCGUGAGGGCUAAGCAGCUAAGUUUACUGUGGAACAAUGUGAAAAUCAUAGGAGAUGCCAUAUCACUUCUUCAAAGCAAUACCUCUGUAAAGAAGACAGCUGAGAAGGUGGAGGAAUCACUAGAGGCAGCUGAGAGUAAAGAGAGUGAUUUGGAAAUUGAGGAUGAAGGUGUUAUUGAACCAGAUCUGGAUGAUCCCCAAGAAAUGGGAGAUGAAUAUUUGGAAAUAACAAAUGAGAUGAUAGACCAGGUCAAUGAAAAGAGGGAACAUGCCUUUGCUGCCCUGGAUGAAGGUGAACUUCAGAAAGCUAUUGACUUGUUUACAGAUGCUAUCAGGCUGAAUCCUCAGUUCACCCUCUUGUACGUUAACUGAGCCAGUGUCUUUGUGAAACUACAGAAGCCGAAUGCUGCCAUUAGAGCCUGUGACAGAGCCUGUGAGCUUAACCCCAAUUCAGCACAGUCGUACAAAUGGAGAGGGCAAGCACACAUGCUCCUGGAGCACUGGGAGGAGGCAGCCAAGGACUUUACCUUGGCAUGUCAAUUGGAUUACAAUGAAGACACUAAUGCCAUGUUAAAGAAGGUGCAACCAAGGGCUGGAAAGAUUGCUGCACAUCAAGAGGAGCAGUAUGAACAAAGAUGUGAGUUAAGAGAGAUCCAGGAAAGGCUGGAGAGGGUGAAAUUGGCCUUGGAAGAGGAAGAAAGGAUCCAGAGAGAGGAAAAUUUCUGGCAGGACAUGAUUAGAAAAAGUCACAGACAGCUGACAUUUUUCAUAACCUUACUAGAUCCAAGAGUUCUGAUUGCUUUCCUGGAUGUGGUCUGGAACCCAGAAAACAUUUACAAAUACCGUGACACACAAAAGUUAAUAAAGCUUACCUGCAAAACAGGACUGAAUGUGGUCUGCCAGAAAUGA
This is a messenger RNA of Dermochelys coriacea (leatherback sea turtle), 1141 nucleotides long. Its product is annotated as putative protein FAM10A4. NCBI's taxonomy places the organism in Eukaryota, Metazoa, Chordata, Testudines, Dermochelyidae. Gene Ontology annotation, molecular function: Hsp70 protein binding. The record is from RefSeq and is a predicted model, not a curated record. The transcript has 2 exons.